Molecule: messenger RNA, 612 nt
Organism: Tupaia belangeri chinensis (Chinese tree shrew)
Lineage: Eukaryota; Metazoa; Chordata; Mammalia; Scandentia; Tupaiidae
Gene: GUCA1B
Product: guanylate cyclase activator 1B
Exons: 4
Coding region: 1-612 (203 amino acids)
Biological process (GO): visual perception
Cellular component (GO): cone photoreceptor outer segment; photoreceptor inner segment
Molecular function (GO): calcium ion binding; calcium sensitive guanylate cyclase activator activity
Source: RefSeq, a predicted model, not a curated record
AUGGGGCAGCAGUUCAGCCUGGACGGAGAGGAGGGAGAGGCAGCGGGUGAGAUGGGCGUGGCGGAGCUCCAGGAGUGGUACAAGAAGUUCGUGAUGGAGUGCCCCAGUGGCACACUCUUCAUGCACGAGUUUAAGCGCUUCUUCAAGGUCACGGACAACGAAGAGGCCAGCCAAUAUGUAGAGGGCAUGUUCCGAGCCUUCGAUAAGAACGGGGACAACACCAUCGACUUCCUGGAGUACGUGGCAGCCCUGAACCUCGUGCUGAGGGGCACCCUGGAGCACAAGCUGAAGUGGACUUUCAAGAUCUACGACAAGGACGGCAACGGCUGCAUCAACCGCACAGAGCUCCUGGAAAUCGUGGAGGCGAUUUACAGCCUGAAGAAAGCCUGCCGGGUGGAAGUGGAGGCAGACCAGCCGGGCCAGAUGCUCACGCCCGAGGAGGUGGUGGACAGGAUCUUCCUCCUGGUGGAUGAGAACGGAGACGGCCAGCUCUCUCUGAACGAGUUCGUCGAGGGUGCCCGUCGUGACAAGUGGGUGAUGAAGAUGCUGCAGAUGGACGUGAACCCCAGCAGCUGGAUCUCGCAGCAGAGGCGGCAGAGUGCCAUGUUCUGA